UAUGUUCGUGUUACACAUCUAAGCACGGUCACAGAUAAGGCAGAACACAGACAGUGGACACUAUGGCCAGAAACAUGUUUGUCUUGCUAGUUACGGCUUGUGUCUUCUUGGUUGCUGAGGCAGCCGUAGGGUCAACGUGUCAGACAGCUGCUGAAUGUGAGCCAGGGGAAUGUUGCCAGAUUUUGAGUGAGUUCAUGGUGGCAAGUAGAAGGCAAGCACCGGCUGAUGUACUGCAGGCUUUACCUAGAACAGGAAGCUGCCAGAAGUACACCUUAGAGGGCGGUAACUGUGACACCCUGGACAAGAUGAACGGCUACUGUAGCUGUGAGCCGGGCACCUACUGCCACAUGUACGAGGUGCCACUGACCACUGCAAGGAGGGGCGUCCGUGGGGCCCCCAUGGUCAGGCCAGGCUACACCUGGGUGUCCAAGUGUGAGAAGACGACAGCAUAGGACCACUGACAGGAUAGGACCACUGACAGGAUAGGACCAUAGACAGGAUAGGACCAUUGACAGGAUAGGACCAUUGACAGGAUAGGAUCAUUGACAGCAUAGGACCAUUGACAGGAUAUGGCCAUUGACAGGAUAUGGCCAUUGGCAGGAUAGGACCAUUGACAGGAUAUGGCCAUUGGCAGCAUAGGACCAUUGACAGGAUAUGGCCAUUGACAGGAUAUGGCCAUUGGCAGGAUAGGACCAUUGACAGGAUAUGGCCAUUGGCAGCAUAAGACCAUUGACAGGAUAUGGCCAUUGACAGGAUAGGACCAUUGACAGUAUAUGACCAUUGACAGGAUAGGACCAUUGACAGGAUAGGACCAUUGACAGGAUAGGACCAUUGACAGGAUAGGACCAUUGACUGGAUAUGACCAUUGACAGGAUAGGACCAUUGACAUUAUAGGACCAUUGACUGGAUAGGACCAUUGACAUACCGGUGCUGGACAUUGAA
This is a messenger RNA of Physella acuta, 942 nucleotides long. RefSeq lists its product as uncharacterized. NCBI's taxonomy places the organism in Eukaryota, Metazoa, Mollusca, Gastropoda, Physidae. The record is from RefSeq and is a predicted model, not a curated record.